Messenger RNA from Emericellopsis cladophorae, 1089 nucleotides. RefSeq lists its product as uncharacterized. The record is from RefSeq and is a predicted model, not a curated record. The transcript has 2 exons. Lineage: Eukaryota; Fungi; Ascomycota; Sordariomycetes; Hypocreales; Bionectriaceae. The coding region runs from base 1 to 1089 and encodes 362 amino acids.
AUGCCGAUUACGGAUCUGCUGGCCUCCAUCAGCGGGGACCGGCCGGUCAUCAAUACUGGCACCGCUUCCUCGAUCAAGCGCAAAGCUGACGACCUUCAAACGCCUGCCCCAAAAAUCGCACGCAAGAUCCCCUCCAACAGUCAGCCCUCACGACCGCUCGAUCGCCCCAACGGAAAUGCAGCUGCUGCCCGGCAGAACGGGAAUGCCUCAGGUGCAUCUAGACCUUUGAACGGCACCUCGAACGGAAACGGGAAUAGCAACGUGAACAAGCCUGCUGUGCUGAAACCCGUACAGGGAGCGCACAAGGUCACAAAGCCAGCUGCGCCACCCCGCCCUACGGCAGCAUCAUCGCAAGCUGCUAAAGCUCCAAAGAAGGGAUCCUACGCGGAGAUUAUGGCGAGAGCACAGAUGGCCCAAUCGUCGAUGGGCAAGGUGGGGUUGAUUCAGCACAAGAAAGCGGAGAAGAAGCCCAACACUGCGGCCAAAUCGGCGGAGCCUGAAGCGCGCAGCGUCGGGAAAAAGCCGGUCAUGGGCGCAAGACCUUCAGGAUAUCAGGGUACCUCGAAGCCAGGGCAACGACCUCCCGUGAGCAGGGGGCUCCAAGCCCGUGGAAAGCCCGUCGUUGGGAAGUCGGGUCCUGGACAACGCAACGAAGAACCAGAAAAGAAGGUCAAGAAAGCAGCACAAGCGACUACUGGCUAUACCGGCACGGCUCGCCCCAAAACAGCUGCUACGCCGUCUGGUUCCGGCAAAAAGGCCAAGCCUGUACCGAGAGGUGGCGCACUUCUCAACCGUCCUCCGUCUCGCCCCGGUGGUUACAAGACAUCGCGGUUUGAAGAAGACUACGACGAGGACUUGGAUGACUUCAUUGACUAUGAUGAUGAAGAAGAAGAGGAAGUUGGUGGGCCACGGUACCACUACGACUCGGAUGGAUCGUCUGAUAUGGAGGCUGGCCUGGAUGAAUUGGACAGUGAAGAGCGACGAGCCGAGCGGAUGGCCAGGGAAGACGAUGCACGUGAGCAGGCUCUGCUUGAGAAGCUCGCAAGAGAGAAGGAAGAAAGAAAGAAGAUGUUGGGCGGACGACGGUAG